AUGACCUUCGUCAAGGCUUCAUUAUUGGAUCCAGUCGUGGAAAAAGUUGUUCACAUAAAUGCAACGCUCUCGCCGCACGGGGAUCCGGGGAUUUGGAAAAAGAAAACAAUAUGGAAACCACGUUGGGUUAAAGAAUGGAAAUCGGCGAAAGUUUUAAAACCGAGUUGGCGUAAAGUUUGGAGCCCCGUUUUUAUUAAGGAAUGGGUUCCCAUACCGAAACCCCCGCCGGAAGAUUGGGAAUCGAAAUCGACGCCGCUGUCGCCUUUGAAUUUAGGACCGGAUGGAAAAAUUCCACUUUGGGAUCCGAUGCCGUAUCCCGAAUCGCAACAACCCCCGCCCAUUCCGGAAUCGGACGGUUUUCAAUCCGGGUCUCAACCCGCAGCAUUGCCCCCGUUGAUACCACCGAAUUCGACGCCAUUCAAUAAGGAUCAUCAUCAUUAUCACCAUCAUCGUAAUAAUCAUCAAUGCGGUCAAAGCGAAUGCCACGAUAUUCCUGUUGACACGUUCACACUAGAACAAAUAUCAAAAAUAAUCGGAUCGAAUCGGUUUAAAAAAGCCGCGGAUUAUUCGUCGCCAGGUACUACUCAAUCAAUAACUGAUUUGUCAAAAAGUUCUGAUGAUUCGGAAAAAUGGAGGUCCCGCCGUGAAAAUUCUUUUCAGUUUCAGACCGGAAGAGGAUUUAACAACAAUUUACCCAAUCUUCCUCCAUUGUUUUUGGUUCCGCCGAAAUUUCUACCGCUUCCGAAUAAUAAUAUUUUAAAUAAUUUAAACCGGUUCACGAACAUCAAUCGACAGAGACAAGUUUUCAACGGUCAAACGCCCGUGAGAGAAAACGUUUCACCGACGGGGGGACAACUACGUCAGUGGACUCCGAUUUUUAAUAAUCAAAAUAGAAUUCCUAACAACAACCAAUUACAAAACAGACCGAGUAAAUUGGAACCCGUGAACGGAAAUCACCGACAGAACAAUAAUAAUAAUAAUAAUAAUAAUAAGGAUUUAAAAUCGCACAACAGGCAAAAUUCUCAAAACGGUCCGAAUUUUAUACAGCCCGCCGAAUUAGUGGGAGAGUAUCACUACAGCGAGCUGAACGGCGCCGUCAAUGGAACCAAUUUGAAAUUUAAACCUCUUCCGACAACGAGUCCAGUUUUUUUAAAUUUACAAGAUAAAAAAUCAUUGCAAGGUACUUCCAAGAUCAACAGUCUUCAUCCGACGACGAGGAACCGACAGCAAUCACAACCGGCACACAAUGUUCAAAACAAUCAUUUACUUCAAGGAGCAAUGAACGUUCGUAACCUUAAUAAUCACCCACCUCAACCAGCUGCCAAGGCCGACGGUAAUCGAUUACCUCAACCGGAAAUAAACGUUCGUAAUAAUAAUAAUAAUAAUAAUCAUCCGCAACAACCUCAACCAUCUGUGAAUUCGAUUCGAUUACCUCAAACGGGUCACCCAAACGUCAACGAUUACCGUCAACCACCACAGUCCGUCAACGGCCAAGUGUCAUCAUCAGACGUUGGAUCAAACAUUCCCGUGACAGGUAAGCCUCGACCGAUAAGAAAAGACGGUCAUACAAAUUUAAACGACUACCAAGUGCAAGAAGUGGAUAAGCAAGUUUACCGGACUCUACCGCCAUCGUUGAUUACGUCAUCACCCAUGCCGCCGGUUUCGAUGACUACGUCAUCUUCGCUACUACCUUCUUCAUCGACGACGACGACGACGUCGUCUUCGAAUUUCGAAGCGGAAAUAAUUCCAGUGAAUGACAUAACGGUGAACGUUUAUCCAGUGUACAAACCUGAAAACGCGAGUUCGAACGUGGCGGAUAAACUGAAAAACGAAAUAAUCGUUCGUAAUAAGAGUGACGUCAUUGAAAAUUCAAAAUCAUUCGUCGAAAGUAAAAUACGAAGGUUCGAAUUAUUUUAUCCGAAAACGAAUUCUUCGUUUAAAAAUCAACCCCUCGAAGAAUCCCUCAUAACCGCCCUGCAAAAAGUUUAUCCAAAAAAUCAAGAAAAAAAAUCAGAAGAAAAUAAAAAUUUCCAGGGUGAUGAAAUGGCGGCGGCGGUGGCGACGGUGGCGACGCCAACGACAACGACGGCGGAAUCCCCAACAACGAUAAGUUCAAAGGUCGAAAUAUUAACAAAAAUUCCAGUUUUCAUAGUGACUCCAACACGUCAAAAUCCUUCCAGUUAA
Pediculus humanus corporis (human body louse) is the source of this 2184-nucleotide messenger RNA. RefSeq lists its product as uncharacterized. The coding region runs from base 1 to 2184 and encodes 727 amino acids. The record is from RefSeq and is a predicted model, not a curated record. NCBI's taxonomy places the organism in Eukaryota, Metazoa, Arthropoda, Insecta, Psocodea, Pediculidae. The transcript is spliced from 2 exons.